GUAGACACUAGGAAGAUCUUUUCAAGUGACAUAGUUACAUAAUUAUGAAAUUUAUGAAUAUUAUUACUAUUUUAUUUCUUUUUGGGAUUUUUAUUUCAAUUCAUGGAUAUCCAGAUUAUCGAGGGUUAGUGAACAAUUACAACAACCGAAAAGUAGUGGGCUAUGGGGAUUUUUCGGCAGUUUAUUUAAAAGUUUCAGAUUUUUCUGCUCAAUCUCAACUUUCUUGGGCUGGUUUUCCAGUUAAAAUCUAAUGAACAUCAUUUACUUAUCAUGGACAUAUCAUCAUGUGUUUUAUCUUACGUUUUCGUGAACCUAAUUGCUCAUUCUUAUAUUGUUGAAUUGUAUUUCUAACAUUAAGUACACUAUGCAUAAAUAUGUAUUUCAUUAUAGUUCA
Messenger RNA from Schistosoma intercalatum, 394 nucleotides. NCBI's taxonomy places the organism in Eukaryota, Metazoa, Platyhelminthes, Trematoda, Strigeidida, Schistosomatidae. The record is from the annotation of a GenBank genome assembly.